AUGAGCUACGCUUGUGAGACAUGCGACCGCUGUUUCGGCUCUUGGAACGCAGCCAGGCAACACAUGGAUGCUCUAGAUCAUUGGGACGACGAGGAUGAAUUUGAAUGCGACAAGUGCGAUCGCACGUUCACCACACAGGCUGGCUGCAACCAGCACAUGACAGCCCUGAGUCACUGGUAUACUGACACUUGCGAGACUUGUGAGAGACGCUUCGUGAACAAGCAUGCGGCAGAGCAGCACAUGGAUGCUCUCAACCACCAUGCGUUGCCUUACUGUACCAGCUGCGAGCGCCACUUCCAGAAAGCAAUCGAUCUGUUCCAGCACAUGAACUCAUCAAUUCACAUACGCGCUGAUCCCAUCAACCCAGCCCCUAUGCCUGCUGUCAGCUCAGUUCCCGCCUCUCAACCUGUUGUGGCCGCUUCGCCAGCUGCUCUUCCUCCAGCUGUGGUUGCUACUCAGCCCAUGAGCAGCUUGCUGGCCGAAACUCAACUUACAAAGCCAUGCACAACUUGUAUUCCUUUCAAAGCUUUUAUCGAGAAGGACACUCUCUCGAUAAUGUUGCAUUACCAGUCAAUCACCAGCAUGCGCUCUUACCAGACCUUCUCAUUUGAGGAACUGCGAUUUGCUGACUACCGAGCUGGCUGCAGGCCCACCAACAAUGGCGACGGAGAGAUCUCAUCAGUCAUGUACCGUGACCAAUCUACUCAAACCGACAAUCCUCGCCGUCCCGCAUCAUCAGUCUACGUUUCGGCCACCUCGUCUCGAGCCAAUACACCCGGUCCCGCUAUAGACGACCCUGGAAGCAUCGUCGAGAACUCGACUUUCUCGUUGAGCGAGAUCAAAUCCCAGGACACAAAACCUGUCCUGAGACCUAAAGUCCUCAGCUGUCCAUUCUGUCAUAUCGGUUUCGACGCCGUCUGGCAAGUCGCUGGACAUCUGGAAACAUCAUCCUGUCCACAACGCCCCGAUUUAAACUGCAGUAGCAUCCACCGUUAUCAACGCCAACAAGAUCCCAAUGAAACCAUGGUUCUACAGAUAUCCGGUGUCGCGAUCGAAACACACCUGUACCGUUGCCCAAAUACGGCUGGGGGCUGCAGUGCAAAGUUCAUGUCUUCCUUUACUGAGCUGAUUGCACAUCUUGAAAGCGAAAAUUGUGGUUUCAUCAAGCGUGAAGAACUGUGGAAAGACAUCAGCGAGUGCAAGAAUCUAUGGGAAGGCAUAGGUGAUUGUUGA
Messenger RNA from Aureobasidium namibiae CBS 147.97, 1233 nucleotides. RefSeq lists its product as uncharacterized. Gene Ontology annotation, molecular function: chromatin insulator sequence binding. The record is from RefSeq and is a predicted model, not a curated record. Gene Ontology annotation, biological process: regulation of transcription by RNA polymerase II. The coding region runs from base 1 to 1233 and encodes 410 amino acids. The transcript has a single exon. Lineage: Eukaryota; Fungi; Ascomycota; Dothideomycetes; Dothideales; Saccotheciaceae. Gene Ontology annotation, cellular component: chromosome.